AUGUCCCGCCGCUGCAUGAUGCUUACCUGCGCCCUCCUCGCCCUUCUCGCCCUCGGGGCGGUUCAGGUUGAGGGGACCAGCUCCUGCACCAUCGUGCCCCGGAGCGAGUGGAAGGCCAAGGCGUCCGAGUGCAACCAGCGCCUAAACCUACCCGUCCGCUACGUGAUAGUGUCGCACACGGCGGGGAGCACCUGCAACAGCCCUGCCUUGUGCGAGCAGCAGGCCCGGAACGUGCAGUAUUACCACAUGCACAGCCUAGGGUGGUGCGACGUGGGCUACAACUUCCUGAUUGGUGAAGAUGGGCUGGUGUACGAGGGCCGUGGCUGGAAAACCAAGGGCGCCCACACAGGAGCCACCUGGAACCCCAUAUCCAUUGGCAUCAGCUUCAUGGGCAACUACAUGGAGCGGGUGCCCCCGUCCCGGGCCAUCAGGGCGGCCCAGAAUCUGCUGACCUGCGGCGUGGAGCUGGGAGCCCUGACCCGCAACUACGAGGUCAAAGGACACCGGGACGUGCAGCAGACGCUCUCCCCGGGCGACCAACUCUACGCCCUCCUCCGGAAAUGGCCGCACUACCGCGAGUGA
This is a messenger RNA of Trichechus manatus latirostris (Florida manatee), 582 nucleotides long. RefSeq names its product peptidoglycan recognition protein 1 (gene PGLYRP1). Gene Ontology annotation, molecular function: N-acetylmuramoyl-L-alanine amidase activity; peptidoglycan binding; peptidoglycan immune receptor activity. NCBI's taxonomy places the organism in Eukaryota, Metazoa, Chordata, Mammalia, Sirenia, Trichechidae. The record is from RefSeq and is a predicted model, not a curated record. The transcript has 3 exons. The coding region runs from base 1 to 582 and encodes 193 amino acids. Gene Ontology annotation, biological process: innate immune response; defense response to Gram-positive bacterium; peptidoglycan catabolic process.